CGGCGCUCGUGGAGCAGCUUCUCGUCAGUCCGUCCCAACCGCUGCCCGAGCCCGGGGCUCUCCGCGGCCCUCGGGACGGGAAAGGAAGGAACCCGCCUUGAGCCGGCCGAGCUCCCUCAGCCUGCUCGAGGGGUCCGGCGGGGGUGUCGCUGCGGCCGCCUCCCCCUUCCCCACAUGGCGGCCCCCCUAAAGAAGGGCCCCGGGGGCCUCAUUGGCCUCAUGAAGGACGCCUUCCAGCCCCAUCACCACCACCUCGGCCCCCACCAGCCCGGCACCGUGGACAAGAAGAUGGUCGAGAAGUGCUGGAAGCUGAUGGACAAGGUUGUGCGUUUAUGUCAGAACCCCAAGCUGGCACUAAAGAACAGUCCUCCCUACAUUCUAGACCUGCUUCCUGACACCUACCAGCACCUGCGAACCAUCCUGUCCUGCUACGAGGGAAAGAUGGAGACUCUGGGAGAGAAUGAAUACUUCCGGGUGUUCAUGGAGAACCUGAUGAAGAAGACAAAACAAACCAUCAGCCUCUUUAAAGAAGGGAAAGAAAGAAUGUAUGAAGAGAAUUCCCAGCCGAGGCGCAACCUGACCAAAUUGUCUCUGAUCUUCAGCCACAUGCUGGCAGAACUGAAAGGCAUAUUUCCAAAUGGACUCUUCCAAGGGGACACUUUCCGAAUCACGAAGGCAGAUGCAGCCGAGUUUUGGAGAAAAGCCUUUGAGGAGAAGACUAUUGUCCCAUGGAAAACCUUCCGCCAAGCAUUACACGAAGUCCACCCCAUCAGUUCCGGCCUGGAAGCCAUGGCAUUGAAAUCAACCAUUGACCUGACAUGCAACGAUUACAUUUCAGUGUUUGAAUUUGAUAUUUUUACCCGUCUAUUUCAGCCCUGGUCGUCUUUGCUUCGAAACUGGAAUAGCCUUGCAGUGACUCAUCCUGGCUACAUGGCAUUCCUGACCUACGAUGAGGUCAAAGCCCGGCUUCAGAAGUUCAUUCACAAACCCGGAAGUUACAUUUUUCGUCUGAGUUGUACCCGACUUGGUCAGUGGGCAAUUGGCUAUGUCACUGCAGAUGGAAACAUCCUCCAGACAAUUCCCCACAACAAACCUCUUUUUCAAGCACUGAUUGAUGGCUUCAGGGAAGGCUUUUACUUAUAUCCCGAUGGAAGAAACCAGAAUCCGGACCUGACCGGCCUGUGUGAGCCCACACCCCAGGACCACAUUAAAGUCACCCAGGAGCAGUACGAACUCUACUGUGAGAUGGGCUCCACUUUCCAGCUCUGUAAAAUCUGUGCCGAAAACGACAAAGAUGUGAAGAUAGAACCCUGCGGGCACCUCAUGUGCACCUCUUGUCUCACGUCAUGGCAGGAAUCGGAGGGGCAGGGAUGCCCGUUCUGCCGCUGUGAAAUUAAAGGCACGGAGCCCAUUGUGGUGGACCCUUUCGAUCCCCGAGGAGGGGGAGGGCUUCUGAGGCCAGGGGCAGAAGGAACCCCCUCUCCAAAUUACGACGAUGAUGAUGACAGAACGGAUGAAUCCCUGUUCAUGAUGAAAGAGCUGGCUGGUGCAAAGGUGGAACGUCCUCCUUCUCCAUUUUCAAUGACUCCCCAGGCAGCCCUUCCGCCAGUACCUCCACGGUUGGACCUUCUGCAGCAGCAGCAGCGGGUGCCCAACCCACCUGGAGCUUCGAGCCCAGGAACCACUUCCAAGGCUGUACCUGGUUCUCUCCACAAAGACAAACCUCUGCCGAUCCCACCAACUCACCGAGAUCUUCCACCACCUCCUCCUCCAGACAGGCCCCACGCCAUUGGGGCAGAGUCUCGGUCCCAGAGACGACCCUUGCCUUGCACUCCAGGAGACGGCCCUUCCAGGGACAAGCUGCCCCCCGUGCCCUGUAACCGUCAGGGAGAGCUCUGGCCCUCGCGACCCCUGCUGAAGGCUCCCACUGAAGCCUGGGCCAAUAGGGAGUUGAAGAACCGGCAUUCCCUCCCCUUCUCGCUGCCUUCUCAGAUGGAGGCCAGGGUGGAGCCUCACAGACUGGGCAGUACUCUGAGCCUGGACACUCCUGUGAAUCAACUGGGGCUUCCUGCUGGCUUAGACAGCGAGCAUUCUAAAAUCAAACCAUCUUCUUCUGCCAAUGCCAUCUAUUCUCUUUCUAUAAGAUCAUUGGUUGCCCCAAAACUGCUCUCUGGAGAGGCCUCUGGGAAUGACGAAGACUCCGAGUACAUGUCCCCUUCCUCCUUGCCACUGGUGCCCCCUGGCUGUGCGGGACAAAAACCCGAUGCCAAGCUGCCUUCGGAAAUGAAUCCUGGUUCACGCGUCUUGGAAGGUGAGCAGGAAAUGGAGGGAAUGACUUACGAAGCGAUGUUCAACAUUCAGUCCCAGGCAGCACCGUGUUCCUCCGAAGCUGCCAGCGUGCCUGACGUAGGUGAUAUGGUAGCUGAGGACGACGUCCCCAACGGUCCCGAGGAGUCGGAGAACGAGGAAGACGGUUACGAUGUCCCCCACUCGUCCGCCCAGCCCGCCGCCGCCGCCACCACUCGCCGCACUCUGUCCGAUAUCUCCAAUGCAGCCACUUCCUUCAGCCGGGCCUCUCUGGACGGCGAACUUCUAACAGAUGCCUCGGACGUCUCCCAGGUUCCCGAGAGGCCCCCGAAACCUUUGCCCCGGAGAAUAAACUCUGAACGGAAGGCGGGUAGCGGCUGCCUGCAGGCCAGCGGAGCAGGACCGGUCCCCGUGGCCUCCCCGCAGCUCUCCUCCGAGAUCGAGAACCUCCUGAGCCAAGGCUACGCAUAUCAGGACAUCCAGAAAGCCCUGCUCAUCGCCCACAACAACAUUGACAUGGCCAAGAAUAUCCUCCGGGAGUUUGUCUCCGUUUCCUCCCCCACGCACGUGGCCACAUAGCACGCCCCCCUCCUCCUCUCUCUUGGCCCUACCUGGAGCCCCGUGGGUCCACCUACCCGGGCAGCCUCUUGCCCGCACCGGCCUGGAGUUGAGCAGAGGCUUCUGGAGGGAUUCCCCUGCAGAGCCAGGCCCAUCUCUGCUGAGAUUCGGUCAUCAGGGUUUUUGUGCGAGUCCAGGUGUUCUUUUCCCCCCGAGUGGCGUGAAACGGAGCAGAUAGGUGUGUGUCUCCAACAGUCUUCAUGUACCUUUGCCCGCCCAUCCAACACCUCCCCAGCCCCACCUUCCCCCUCCUUGCACUUUUCUGAUUGGAGAGAACUCUGGAUAGACCGGUCACCGGUUUCCUUUGCCGUUAGAAUACGGGGAAGGGUUUGGUCAACUUGUCUCGUGCUGUGAAUAUCCAACCGGAGGCCAAGAUGCUGAAGGUAUCUCCCCCCCCCCCCCAAUCCCUGGUGGUUUGGGAUACUGCACGCAGGCCUCCUUGCUGCUGUAUGUUUUGGCUCAGGCUUCCCAAAUCCUCCGCCGUCAGGUACAGAUUCUUGACGAAGCCGGAGGUUUCAACGCCUACUUUUUCCCUCUGCCAACCCUUCUCUUUCUCCCGUCGUGUUCAGUGCGCCUUCGGAAGUCAGCCGCUCCGCUCCGCCACACACUGGAUUCCACAGCGUGGUAGAUGCUGACAGCUCUCCGGGGAAGGUGUCCGGGCGGGUGUCUGGGCUACCUUAGCAGCCUCCAGCCUUUUCUCCUUCGAAGUUCCCCGGGCCGGGUUGGGCCAUAGCAGCCGUCUCCGUGAACAUUCCUGAUGUGAUGAUGAACGGAGCUGCCCAUUUUAGCAGCCUCGUGUGGCUCUUCCACCUCCCCUCGUUUACCUGUCAAACUCCUAAUUAAAAGUUAACCACAAGCAUGGUCCCUUAGACACUUAACAGGGAAAAAAAAGUGUUAUGUAGCAACCCCUGGAACCUCUCACCUGCUCAGUAGUAGAAAUGCAACCAUUUUGGGUUCGGGGCGUCUGUGGAACAGUAUAAAAGACCACAACUCUUCUUUUUUCCGGCCUGUUUAUAUCAGGAACAAAAGAAAGUCUGUCUGUUGGAAGGACGUUGUCCAUAAAACACGCUGCCUUUGCGACGCCUUGACUUGAGCUUUUGAUGUUACUUUUCCUGGGCACUCAGGGAAGAGAUAUGACGAAGCUGUUUUGGUUUUCUAGGGAAAAGUCAGCAAAGAUUCUGUUUCUCUCUCUCUCUCUCUCUUUCUCCUUCCCCUCCACACUUUUCCUCUUUCCUCAUCUGCUUCCCUAGUUUUUCUGUACCACCUGCAGGGCGAGAGCAUGUUACCCUGGCAUGAAAAUGGACACCUCGAGGUCCCCUGCACGAUUGGCUUCUGUGUUUUAAAUAGCAUUAAUUCCUCCCCACUAAUUAAGGAUGCUUUCGUUUCUAAGAAGGCCGGAGAAGAGAGUUUCCGUGGAAUAAAUGUUUCCUCCUCAGGAGGUGCAAAGUGGUCUUCUAUGGGCAGCAGAAGGCACCAACCAGAUGGCCAAGACCUCAUGGGGGGGGGGGGCUCCAACCCCACCCCCUCUUCUCCACACACACACACCCCCAUUGGAAGUUGACGAGGCCAGCCCAAUCUUCCUGCCUGCAGGUGACUCCAGAUAAAAUAUGUGAUGCUUGAAGGCCUCGCGGAAAGGGCCCUGCGAAGGAGAUGGUGACGGCACCUAGAAGCACGGGAAUUGUACGCCCUGGCUUCAAGGAGAACUUUAUUUUUUAAAGUUGCAGUGGCUUUGCUUCCUUCCACCCCCCAAGUUUAAAAAUCGGUGGAAGUCUUUUCUGUUUCUCUCCAGGAUGAUGGCUAAAUCUGGGUCAGUUGAGGAGUCCCUUUCUUGAAUUCUUUGCAAAACUGAAGAAGCUGUUUGUGUGAUCCCGGGGGAAUUGUGUUGACACUCCUUGCUGGAAGUGGGAUCGUGGCAUUGUAUCAGCCCACAAGGAGAGGCAGUUCUUCUCCUGCGGGUGCCAUGCCAUGGAUUAGAAAGAGCAGAGCCAGCCCCGCCAUGCCGUGUAGCCGGCCGGGUUCCUCUGCAUGCGUUCCUUUCCUUUCCCUGUCUUAAAUUUCAAUGGGACGUAUUUUGGGGGAAGCGUCUUUCUUUAGGAACCCCAUGAAUGUCACAGUCCAGCAAGCAGUAGGGA
Notechis scutatus (mainland tiger snake) is the source of this 5057-nucleotide messenger RNA. It is a transcript of the gene CBL, whose product is annotated as Cbl proto-oncogene. Gene Ontology annotation, biological process: cell surface receptor signaling pathway; negative regulation of epidermal growth factor-activated receptor activity. Gene Ontology annotation, molecular function: calcium ion binding; ubiquitin protein ligase activity; receptor tyrosine kinase binding. Lineage: Eukaryota; Metazoa; Chordata; Lepidosauria; Squamata; Elapidae. Gene Ontology annotation, cellular component: plasma membrane; membrane raft. The record is from RefSeq and is a predicted model, not a curated record.